This is a messenger RNA of Thunnus maccoyii (southern bluefin tuna), 1217 nucleotides long. RefSeq names its product cilia and flagella associated protein 300 (gene cfap300). The transcript has 7 exons. The record is from RefSeq and is a predicted model, not a curated record. The coding region runs from base 145 to 939 and encodes 264 amino acids. Lineage: Eukaryota; Metazoa; Chordata; Actinopteri; Scombriformes; Scombridae.
GAGUCACUUUGUUUUAAUUUCCUGUGACCAAACCAGAACUAGAAGCUUAUUGGCUGUUGGUGAGCAGACCUGCCGCUGAUUGGCCUGUAAACGCCUACAAACCUGCCGUUUGUUUGUGAAUAACAUCUCAACAGUAGCUAAAACAUGGCAGGAGAGAAAAUAUGCGCGUUUGAGCAAAGUUUUUCCUUCAGUCCUCUUCCCUCCAAGAGGUUUUCUUUCCUGCAGGGCAAAGACACUUUAGCCCUGCUAAUGAAAUGGUCCAUGCUUGGGAGGAUUUCAGCUCAGACUUUCAGCUUUGACCAGAGUUUUUACCCUUACAGCAGUGAAAAGUUUGCACUGUGUUUCUUUAGAGACCCAGAUGUGGUUUCCAGUCUGAGAAAGAUGGAGACAGGAGCCUGGGUGCCUCUCGAAAGGCCAGUGGUGUCUGUUGAUGUGGAGGUGGUGCCGUGCACUAAGGUCUCCAUGGAGCUAUUUGACCCAAUCUACUCUUGUGGUGUCCUGAGGCCUUCUGGACAUGUAGUUAAAUGCUUCCAUGAUGUCCACCCUGACUAUGAUGAGCUCAGACAGAUGCUGCAGGAAGAGGACUCUGAGCACUACUAUGUGAUUGAGAGAGCUGAGCAAGGGGAGUUUCUGUUUCGCCUCUUCAAACACCUGUGUCUCGGGGGAGAGCUUUGUCAAUAUGAAGACACCAUUGAUCCUUAUAUCAACACCACAAAGCACAUUUACAAAGACCUGAUCAGUGUUCAGAAGGAUCCAGAGACAAAGAAGAUCAGUGUUGUCUCCACAGUGCUCAAAGUCUCUGCCCAUGACGAGUCUGGGCAAUGUUACCCUGGGAGACGGGAGGAGGAGCAGACGUUUGCCUACAUGAUUGUCGACCCCUUCAAACGACAUGUGACUUUGUUCUACCACAGUUACGGCGUUGGAAACUUCAUGCUUUGACAGUGGAGACUUGGAGAGUCUUGUUGCCUGAGUCAGUCUCCUGCUGUAUAAACUAACACAAGAGCUCGGUCUUGCACCUCAACACAAAGAAGUAGUUCACUCUGCAGUCAAUAGCUUUCCUGCCUCACUAGUGUGAGAAAUGUGAGUAGAAUCAGUCAAACGCAGAGCAUGCUGGAAAGCAGGUGCAUUGUACAAAAUGGAUUUCCAGAUGCAGUAACAAAGUGGGAGGAAUAACUAUUUUGUCAUGUUAAAGUAUGCCAAUAAAAUGUUUGAAAAUA